GAUGCUGUUAGAGCUUUAACCAGUCGGUUCAAACUGGUUAAAGUUGCGGGCACACCAGUAGCAGGCUGGACUUGGGGCAGAGAGGAAGCAAGACAAUGGAGGGGAAGAUGCAACCUGUGCUGUGGAUGCUCUGUGCUGUCUGGGUGACUGUCCAUGCCAUCUCUGUGGAAACCCCAAAGGAUGUUCUUCGGGCUGCUCGGGGAGAGAGUGUCACCCUUCCGUGUACCUACCAAACUUCCUCCCUCAACCGAGAAGGAUUUAUCCAGUGGGACAAGCUUCUAAGGAGUCAUACGGAAAGGGUAAUCACCUGGAUAUUUACGACCAAAAACUACAUCUACGGUGACCUUUACCUGAACCGUGUCAACCUGUCAGUCCAAGUCGAUCGGUCAGAUGCCUCCGUCACCAUCGAUAAGUUGACCAUGGAUGACAACGGUACCUACGAGUGCUCCGUCUCUCUGAUGUCGGAUAUGGAGGGCACCUCCAAGUCCCGCGUCCGCCUCUUGGUCCUGGUGCCACCCUCCAAGCCAGACUGCGGCAUCCAGGGAGAGACUGUGAUUGGGAACGACAUCCAGCUGACCUGCGAAUCCAAGGAGGGCUCCCCAGCCCCUCAGUACAGCUGGAAGAGCUAUGACGUGCUGAACCAGGAGCGUCAUCAGGUCACACCAGUCACAGGACAGAUCUUCUCUCUGAAGAACAUCUCCACAGAAAUGUCAGGUUACUAUGUCUGCACCAGCUCCAAUGAGGUGGGGAUACGGUCCUGCAACAUCACUCUGGCCGUCAGACCACCCUCCAUGAACGUGGCCCUGUACGCGGGCAUCGCGGGGGGCGUGGCGGCGGCCCUCAUCAUCAUCGGCGUCAUCGUCUACUGCUGCUGCUGCCGGGAGACCAGCAAGGCCGAGGAGGCUGAGGUGGCGCGGCCGAAUCGGGCAGCUUACCAGGAGCCGCCAGAGCAGAUGACAGAGCUUUCCAGAGAGCGGCAAGAGGAGGGAGAGGACGGCUACAGGGAUGAAGAUCCGAGUGGCCCUGACCAGGAGUCCCCUGACCAAGCUGGCCAAUGACCAGGGCCUGCUACAGUCUGGGGGAAGGGAGGAUGGGAUCAUCACCCUACCUCUCCUUUCCAAACUGCGCUGUUCUGACCCUUCAUCCCCAUCAUUGAUGGGCUGCUUCUUCCCCAUGAUGGCUGCUGGAGGACUUGGCUUGGCCUGGCCGGGGGCAUUUCAAUUGUGACUGACACUGCCAGGGGCCCUCACCUGCAUGGUGGCCCUCCCAUUGCCACAUCUGGCUCAGGACCCACCCUCACCCUGGACCAGGCCUCGGCCUCCACCUCCCCAUGGUGCUACCACCCGUGAAUGUUCUAUAAAGGCUCCGCAGGUGGAUGAGAGCUGCCCUUGGCCACCUGUAUGCCCAGCACCCAAGGGAACAAACCUGGCAGAGGGUCUGCAUGCAAUACAUUUUUGUUGAAGGAAUGAAAGAAUAAAUGAGUACAUAAAGGA
Phacochoerus africanus (Common warthog) is the source of this 1493-nucleotide messenger RNA. It is a transcript of the gene GPA33, whose product is annotated as glycoprotein A33. Gene Ontology annotation, cellular component: plasma membrane. The record is from RefSeq and is a predicted model, not a curated record. The coding region runs from base 96 to 1058 and encodes 320 amino acids. Lineage: Eukaryota; Metazoa; Chordata; Mammalia; Artiodactyla; Suidae. The transcript is spliced from 7 exons.